Messenger RNA from Mugil cephalus (flathead mullet), 1259 nucleotides. RefSeq names its product deoxynucleotidyltransferase terminal-interacting protein 1 (gene dnttip1). The record is from RefSeq and is a predicted model, not a curated record. The transcript has 12 exons. Gene Ontology annotation, cellular component: nucleus. The coding region runs from base 263 to 1183 and encodes 306 amino acids. NCBI's taxonomy places the organism in Eukaryota, Metazoa, Chordata, Actinopteri, Mugiliformes, Mugilidae. Gene Ontology annotation, molecular function: DNA binding; nucleosome binding.
GUGUAGCUCCCUGUUAACGAAACGAACCUCAGUCCGCAGACACUCGAUGGUUUAAUGAUCCCUUUUAUUGCUGAUCUGGUUUGGACCUCGCCAGCGCCUCACAGACCAACAGCUAACGGGAGUUUGAGUCUUCUGCUGCGGAGACUAAACACCGCUAGCUCCCACAGUUAGCGACUACCGUUAGCUUCCGCUGUUAGCUGCUACCGUUAGCUUCCGCUGUUAGCUGCUACCGUUAGCUGCCUUCAGCUACUCGCUCCGAUAUAUGAUGGGAGCUCAACGCAGCGAGGGAGGCCGGGACUGGCUGGAGCAGGAUGGACCCGAGCAGCUGGACCCGAGCCCAAAGCCGUGGAACCUGAUGAUCAAACAUCGACAGAUUCAGAAAAGAGGACGACGCUCACACAUGACUGUCAGCUACACUGAUCCUCAGGUGUCCAUGGACCUGUUGAGGGCGGUGCUUCAGCCCAGCUUCAAUGAUGACAUCAUGGCUGUGUUUAGGAAGUACCACAAGUUCUUUGAGAAGGCAGCGGAGAACGUAAAGGAGAACGUUGGAGAUGAAGUUCAGACUGAUCAGCUGAUCAGGGAGACCUGCAGGAACGUCCUGGAACACGCUAAACAGCUGUUUCCAGAUGCUGAGGUGAAGAGGGCGGGGCCAGACGUUGCUAUCAAGAGGUCCAGACCUGCUGAUGAAGACUGUGGUCAGAGAGGAAGCCCCUUCCUGAAGAAGAGAAAGACGCGUCCAGGUGCCGUCGCAUCGUCUGAUCGUCCUCUGGGCUUUUCCUCUCAAGUGAAGCUCAAGGCCGAUCCUGUCAGGAGGGAGGGGCCUAAGUGGGAUCCGUCCAGACUCAGCGACAGCAGCACGUUCGUUCUCGGCUCCAGAGCCAACAAGGCGCUGGGGAUGGGCGGGACCAGAGGACGGAUCUACAUCAAACACUCGGACCUGUUCAAGUAUGCUGCAGAUGCAAAGGACAAGCAGUGGUUGGCUGAGAGACAUCACAUGAGGGCCACGGGAGGGAAGAUGGCCUACCUGCUGAUUGAGGAGGACAUCCAGGACCUGUCCCGCAGUGAUGAGUACAGGGAGUGUCCUGACGUGAGGAUGGACGAGCUGAAGCCGUUCACGGUUCCCGUCUGGAUGGUGGAGAAGAUGCAGAGAGCGAUGGAGGCGCAGAGAGACACCGACCUCUGACCCACUGAUCAUGUGACUUCUUCUAGUUUUUAAUUUUUACUGAUGAAAACAAAUAAAAGUUGUGACUUUCCCUUGA